GUCUCGUUGAAUUUGAGCCGUUCAUAUUUUAAGGAAUAUAAGAAACGUACGAAGAGUCAAGAGCCUAGAGACAUCGAUCGUUAUCUGUUUAACAAGACAAAAAAAAACAGAAAAACUUUGUUUGAAGAAAACAGAGGAAGAGCGUUGAAGAUGGAGGCACUUGCAGGGCUUCUGAGAAUCCGAGUGAAGAAAGGGAUCAAUCUCGCUAGACGUGACUCUCUAAGCAGCGACCCUUUUGUCGUCAUAACCAUGGGAACACAGAAACUGAAGGGUCGUACUGUGGAGAACAACUGCAACCCUGAGUGGAACGAGGAGUUGACACUUGCCAUCAAACAUCCCAAUGAACCUGUGAUUCUGGUUGUGUAUGAUAAAGAUACAUUCACAUCGCACGACAAGAUGGGAGACGCGCAGAUCGAUAUCAAGCCGUUCCUAGAGGUUCAUAAACUUGGUUUGCAAGAACUUCCAGAUGGAACAGUGAUCAAGAGGGUUUUGCCAACCAAAGAAAACUGCUUGGCUGAAGAGAGUAGAAUCGUCUACCAUAAUGGCAAGAUCGUUCAGGACAUGAUUCUUGUUUUGAGGAAUGUCGAGUGCGGUGAAGUCGAGAUUCAGCUUGAAUGGAUUGAAAUUCCAGGGGGUAUAGGACUCUGAGAAACACAGUUGAAAUGAUUUGAAUAUUCCUAUAUCUGUGUGUGUUUGUGUGUUUGUAAUAAAAGCCACGUGUUCUGGAAUAAAACCACACUUUGUUUUGUUUGUAGCAUAUGAAUAUUAGCUCAUGCACAAGAAUA
Eruca vesicaria subsp. sativa (arugula) is the source of this 785-nucleotide messenger RNA. The record is from the annotation of a GenBank genome assembly. Lineage: Eukaryota; Viridiplantae; Streptophyta; Magnoliopsida; Brassicales; Brassicaceae.